Messenger RNA from Diorhabda sublineata, 7304 nucleotides. RefSeq lists its product as uncharacterized. The record is from RefSeq and is a predicted model, not a curated record. Gene Ontology annotation, cellular component: nucleus. The transcript has 14 exons. The coding region runs from base 352 to 6540 and encodes 2062 amino acids. NCBI's taxonomy places the organism in Eukaryota, Metazoa, Arthropoda, Insecta, Coleoptera, Chrysomelidae. Gene Ontology annotation, biological process: chromatin remodeling. Gene Ontology annotation, molecular function: DNA binding; histone demethylase activity.
GAAGUUGACAGAUGAUUUGAAUCUAUUAUGUUUCAUUUUAACUUGUAUUAUUUUGUAUCUUCUAUUUCUUCAAAACUUUUAGGUUAGCAUUAGAAUAAUAAAACAAACAUUUGUGUUUUCUAAGAUAUGCAUUAGGUUAUAAUUGUUUUAAUAACGAAUAGUUUUGUGCAUUGUGAACGGAUCUUUCGGGAAAAUUAAAAUAAGAAAUAAACUGUUCUUCUAAUAAUACUGCAUAUUGUGUAUAAAAUAGUGUCUUAUUGAUUUUUCAUCCUUUUAAAAUAGAUAUCUUGUACACUUUUCAGUAAGAUAGUAGAAUAUUAACUCUUAUAUUUUUCGUUAUUGUUAUAUUCAAUGAAGAUGAAACGUAAGAGGAGAAAUGUGUGCUCGUCACCUAUACUUGAUGAUAGCCCUAAAAGGACUAAAGUUCAUGCCCAGAGAAAGUUUGCACAGGGUUCAAAUGUCAAUAGUCCAGUAAUCACCCCAAUACAAGAACUGGAAGCAGACAACCAGAAAUCAGAUAAUUUACCAGAACCAGUGGAGCUGCUUCCAAUAAAAAGACCAAAUACUGAAGAUUUUCUCACAUUUUUAUGUUUUCGAGGUACUCCUAUUCUUCCUCCCACUUUAAAUUUUUUCAAUACUGCUUCAAUAGUUGAUACAAAUGGACAGGUUCAUGAAAUUAAAAGUGAAACAUCACCUAAAAAUGGACCCAUCGAUAUUGCAAAAUGUGGUUCUUCAUCAGAGAAACCAUUUGUUGCAUUUGGUGUGCGUAAAAGGGCAGAUCCUGUUGUAAUCAGCCGUCAAAUGGAUAGAAAAAGGAGACAUGCUCUCGCAUUACAGGCGCUGCGACGAAAAUACCAAGAACAAAAAAUGGCUAAAAUUCGGGCGUUAACUAUUAGUAAAUUAUCAGAAAAAGUAACAAAUAAAAUGUUAGUUCGAACAAAUACCGUAUCAAAAACGGAAACUAUCACAAAGAAGACUAAUACUGUUCAAAAAACAAAAGUAGUGGCUACCAAACACAUAAAAGUAACUACAAGAACAUUGAAAACAACACUAAAACCAAAAUUAAAGCAAAGCAUGUGUCUCCGUAGUUUUAGAGGCAGGUUUAUUCAACAAGAAUUGCCGUUUAAAAGGAGAAUGCUUGAUAAACAAAUUAGUAGAACACCAUUAGAGAGAAAAUCAGAAUCUAAAAAGAAAAAUGUCGAGUCUAAGAAUACAUUGAAACAAGACAAAGCAAGUUCAUCUAAACAAGUAAAACCAUUGAAGAGAAAAAUUGUUACUUCAAACCCCUCAGCAGUUAACUCAAGAUUCACAAGAUCAAGCUUAAGUAAUACUAAAUCAGAACUAAGAAGGAAGCAGAUAAAAAGAAUUUUAAUUCCAAGCACCAAUACUAUCAUUAAAACUAAACCGAGGUCUCUUAGAUUAACUACCAUGAAGAAAAGUGUAUUGUCUCGUAGAAAGAACAAUUCUUUGAAACUCAGACAAAAAAUGAGAGCUGAACAUCGACAACAAAACGUCGAAACAAACAAAAGCGAAAAAUCUAAAAGAGACAGUAAAAUGGUGGAUAAGAAAGAUGUCAAGCAAACAGUAAAUAAGAAUCUAGAUGCAAAAGAAUUAAAUAGAAGUACAGACAUAAAAAAAGAUUAUAAGAGAGUUACUGAUCUGAAGAAAGAAGUAACUAAGACAUUGGAUGGAGAUAGAAAACGGAUUACUAGAUCCGUCGAUAUCAAAAAGGAAGUUAAUAAGUCAACCGAUAUCAAAAGAAAACCUCAUCUAACAGAAAUCAAAAGAAGCACCAGAGUUUCAAACAUAAUCAGAAAAAAAAUUAAUUCCACUAAAAAUCGCAAUAAGGACAUUGUGACUGUCAAGAGCAACAAAGCUGAGAAAAAUAGAAGAUCGAUCAGAAAAAGUGACAAUUUUAAUAAUGUUGAUGAUACAGAAAUUGAAAAAACAUCAACUGAGUUCUGCGAACAUGGAAAAAGUAAAGAGAAGAAAAUGAAAAAUACAUUUACACUUGAUGAAAGUAAAAUAAUAUCAGAAAAAAAUAUAAAAAAAUGCGAAGAAAAUGAAAAAUUAAAGGAAUCGAUAGAAAAUAUUAAUAUUAAGCUAGAUGUUAUCUCAGCACCAAAAGAUGCAGUAAAUAGGAAAGAUAAUGAACGAGAAAAUAACAAAUACAUUUUGGAAUCUUCAAACACAGAAGUUUUUAAAAAAGAUUUACUAGAAAAUGACUCAGAAGUUUCCGGUACCACAGUUAAAUUAACAAAAAUUAUUCAAGAUUUAGAGGAUAUGGAAGUAAAAGAUGCAGGAGUCGAAAAGAAAGUCUUGAUUGAAACGAAAAUAGAGGCUGAUUGUAAAGAAGGCGAUCCGUUACAUCCACUUUCUAUUCAAAAGGAAAAUGUUGAAUUAAAAGUAGAUCCAAAAUUAAUUGUAGCAGAUGUCCCCGAACAAACAAUCAAUGAGCAACAAAACGUUGUGGUAACAACAAUCCUAUCAACGCAAGAUGAAGAACAAAUAAUAAAAGAAACAAUUUUUGUUCAAGAAGUUAAUGAGAUUUCAAAAAAAUCAAAAAGGGAUACCAAAAAACAUAUCAAAGACAAUAUCCACAAUAGAAAAAUAAUCGAUCAUGAAGAAAGCGUCGCUCCAAAGUCUCAACGGCCCUCUAGAAAAACAAAAGAAGCUGCUGCCAUUUAUAUGGAGAUAUUGAGUCACAAAUUAGUUAACGAUGAUAAAGUAGACGACGAUGAUACAAUUUCAAUCGAUAGUUUUCCCGAGCUUCCCAAUGUUAAAAGGACCGAACAACGAGAAAUAGAACUAAAAGCGAAAGUUAAAAUUUCCAAAGAUAAAAUCAAACAAUCAAAGUUAGUAGAACUAAAGCAUGUUCAAUCAGAUGCGCACGCAAAAGACACAAAAAUGUACGUAAUGAAGAGAGAAAAUGAAAACAUUGAUGGUAUUUCCAUGGAAGAAAACAUUAAACCGAAAAGGAAUUCAUCUAAAGCUUUUAAAAAGAAACAGGGAAUCGAAAAUUCAAUUGAGACGGAAGAAAUUUCAUCAAUAAAAUCUGAUAUUUCUCAAACAACAGAAAUUCUACAAAAAUCAGAUCCUUUACAAAUAUCUGAGGAUGUUGAAAAGUCUGUUGGAGUAAGAUUACGUAAAUCAGACCAAAAAAUACCAGAAAGUAACGAUUAUGUUAAACCCAGAAGAUUAACAAGACAUUCACUACUUCCCCAUGUAGAUGAUGAUUACGAUUCUGAUGAAUCAUUCCAUAUCAAUGUUAAAGUACCUAGAAAAAAGAAGAAUACCAGAAGCAGAGUUUCAUCGCGAACAACAAAAGGUACAAGGCAGCUGAAACUCUCCUCAAGUGAAUCUGACCAAUCCACCACAUCUGAUGUCAAUAUUCAACCAUCUAUGAACAAAUUUAAAAGUAAAAAAUAUUCAAAAACGAAAUCGAUGAAAGUUGAUAAUUUGAGCGAAACUGAUAAUGAACUGAGCGAUAAGUGCCAACAACGAAAAAUUGCAGAAGAAAUCGUCAAAGAUGCUCCGAAAUCGAAGAGAAGCAAUAAUCAAAAAUCACCUAAAUCCUCUAAUAAAGGAGAUAAUUUGAAAUUUAGAAAUUUACAAAACAAACCAGAUUCAGAUUGUGUAAGAAUCGAACCGAAGCCAAAGAGAGAAUGCGCUAAAUUGCCGCAAAAUUAUCUUCCUAUGUUUUCCUCUUCUGACGAAGAGGAAAUAUUUCAUGGGUUUGAUGAAAAAACUACUAAAAAUACAAAAACCUGCGAAACCGCUUGCACUCAUGCACCGCCUUUAUUAGAUUUUUUGAACAAAGAUUUAGGGAGACGCUUUGGCAAAGAAAAAGUGAAUAUGUCAAAUGAACAAAUAGAAAAAUGGUUAAAGGAUGCAGCGUUAGCAGGUAACAGCAUCAAAAAGGAGAACGACGAAAUGUUGAAAUUUGGCGAAAGAAUACCAACAGAAACAAAUUUGGAAGUUGCAGAUACUACCGAUACGGAAAAACUUGAGCAGUCAUCAGAAUUAGAUAAUCCAGAUGAAGAUGCAAAAGAUCCGAAGAUAAAUUCUAAAAUCAGUACAAUGAUCAAACCCGAUAUUUCUAAGAUGCCGGAAUGUAUCAAAGCACAGCUAGACAGAAAACUCAUAUUUCGUAAAAGUAAAAUAAACAACAUUCCCAACGUAAACGCAUUUUCUCCUGAAAAUGAGAGCAGUGUAUAUGCAUUCGGUGAAGAAAAUGAAGAUGUUAUCAGCACGCCAUUCAGAAGACCAUCUAGAAGACCUUCAAGUACCGCUACCUCAAAAUCUGAGGAUGAAUCUGGUAAACAUGACGAAAUUGCAAAACAAAAUCAGUUUCGAAAACCUACUGCAAAACAAGAAACACCAAAGGUAGCUGGAGUGGCGAAAGAUGAACAAGACUCUAGUAUAGAAACUGAAGAUAAACAAUUUUAUGUACCUCAGAAACCAACUACUAAAACGACACUCUUAAAAAAUCAGAGCAAACCUUUGUUUAAAUCGAAAAGUUCGGAAAAAUUGCUCGAUACGGAUGAAAUCAAAUAUAAAAUACCAAGUUCUCCAAGCGCUAGUUCAUCUUCCAGUGCUAAUUUGUAUAAACGUCAACCGCAGAAAAUUAAAUGUAGAUCUAACGAUUUUAUUUCACCAAUUUAUGUUUCCGAUUUUCCCAAGCAAAUCGAACCGGCUAAAUUGGUAGAAGCCCCCAUAUUUCAUCCAACUGAUCAAGAGUUUCAGGAUCCUUUGGAGUACAUUGAAAGAAUACGACACAAAGCCGAACAAUUCGGUAUAUGCAAAAUCGUCCCUCCGAGCAGUUUUAAACCGGAAUGUAAAGUAACUGAUGAUAUGAGAUUUACAGCAUAUAAUCAGUAUAUUAAUAAAAUGCUGUAUCGAUGGGGUCCGAAUUAUAAAGAAUUAAUGGCUAUUAAAAAGUAUCUCGAAACUCAAAAUAUAGCUUUGAAUCAUCCCCCUUGGAUUGGUGGUAUGGAAAUUGACUUGCCGAGACUUUAUCAAACUGUACAGAGCCUAGGUGGUUUGAGAGAAGUAAUCGAAAAGAAAAAAUGGCCUAAGGUUUCGGAUCUAAUGAAAAUACCGAAAUCAGCACAAGAUCGUGUAACCAAAUUAGAUGAUAUAUAUUGCAAAUAUUUGCUACCUUAUGACAUACUAUCGCCAGCCGAAAGAGAGAAACUUUUCAAUGAAGUAGAAACCGAAUGGGCUAAAAAAGAAUCAAGAUUAUUAUCAAAAGCACAGAAUCAGAAAUUAAAUGACGAAAAUACAUCUACAACAGAAUUCGAUAUGGAAGAGAACGAUUCUGAAGAGUGUAUUACAAAGGGUCGAAACAUGGCUUUAAACGCAUUUUUCAGAAUAGCCAGAAAUACGAUGAGUAUGUAUUUCAAAACUAGUGAACCAUCACCACAAGAGGUUGAACAAGAAUAUUGGAAAUACGUGACAAUGAGACAGAAUCACAUUUGUGUUCAUUCAGGAUCGAUAGACUGCGGAAACUGGGGUUAUGGAUUUGCUGUAUCAAAAAAUAGUCCAUUUGCUAAACAUCCAUGGAAUCUCAAAGUUCUCACUAAUAAUAGUGGUUCCGUUCUUAGAUGUUUGGGACCUGUUAUGGGAGUGACAGUACCUACCCUUCACGUGGGCAUGAUAUUUAGCGCAUGCUGUUGGUAUCGAGAUCCACAUGGUUUGCCAUGGAUAGAAUAUCUUCAUACAGGCGGGAGUAAAAUAUGGUAUGGUAUACCGAAUUCUAUGGGCGAACAAUUCCAUAAUGCAUUAAGCAAAUUAACUCCUAGCUACGUCAAGGACAAAGAAUUGUGGUUACCGUCAGAUACAGUCAUGGUGCCACCAAAUCUGUUAGUUGAAAAUCAGGUAUCUCUAUGUCAUACUGUUCAAGAACCAGGACAAUUUAUUGUGGUAUUUCCCAAAGCUUUUACAUCAAGUAUAAGUACCGGUUAUGUAGUCUCCGAAAGCGUUUAUUUCGCCCCAAUUUACUGGUUAAAAACGGCAAACCAUCUGUUUAACGCUUUAAAACAGAGUAACGAACCUGCAAUGUUCUCAUUUGAAAGACUUGUUAUAAAUGUUGCUAAUGAUUCAAAAUGCAGCAUUGAAAUUAUUAGACAAGUCAUACCUCUACUACAAGAAUUAUGCAACAAAGAAAUCGAUAGAAGGAAACAUUUGUAUAGUUUUGGAGAAGCUAUUAGAGAAAGACUACCGAUACCUGAAAUUAAUCGAGGAAAAAAAAAGAAAUUUCAGGGAGAAGAAGGGGAUUAUGAAUGUGAAAUUUGUGGGAGCAGCUUAUUUUUGUCAAUGAUUUUCAAUACCGUGGAAGGUAUCACUUAUUGUUUGGAUCAUGCGAGGGAUAUGAUAGACAAGAAAACAUUAGAUAUUAGUCUCUGCAAGUUUAUGUUUACUUAUGACGAUGAAGAAUUGGAAGCUUUACCGGAAAGAACAAAAACCAAUUUGGAAAAUAGACUACAGAAAAAAAUUUCGAAUAAAUUUAGUGGACUACCCACUCUUCUUGGAAAGUAAAUUAUAUUCAAUCAUUUGAUGUAUUUCAUCAGAAGAUAAUAUAUAAAAUUAAGGGUAGGACUUAGUUUCUUCCCUCUGCUUCCAACCACAUGACUAAUUCACUUACAUUCUUAUUCUUACAACAUUUAUCUUAUUUCUUCUUUUGCGCUAUCUCUUAUACUUUUCUAUAUUCUUUGUUCAUCAUAUAAUAUGGCUCAUAUUAUUAUUAAGUAGUGGACUUCUUUUAAGCUCAAAACAACUUACAAAAGGGUGAAUUGUCAAACGAAUUUUCACACUCAUAAAUAGAUGAUGCUUUAUCAGUAACCAGUAAUCAUCAUAUCUACGUACUUUCUUCGUACUUCUGGGUGUGAUGUGAUUUGUGUGUGUGUGACAUAACAUAAGCAAUGCUCGAAAUAGUGAUCAAAAAUUGGACGUCCAAAAUGGAUUUCAUCAUAAACAGUCGGUGGCCAUAUGACCUAAUUAUUUUCAAAUCUUUAUUUAUAUGAUAUAAUUUUUUUUAUUUUUCAUAGCAAAGUAUCAUAGCAUAUUAAUUUUAUCAGUUUAGGAUUUCAUUGUUCGAUACAAGUCAUAUUAUCUUGGUAAUGAUCUGUAUCUAGAUCUGUACUUUCCUCUCGCUGGGCUUGUAGAUUUACUAUAUUUUGUUUAUAUCGAUAAAGUUUAGAGUGUUGGGACAUCUAAAUGUUAAUUGAAUUACUAGAUUAUAAAAUUUAAUGUGAUAUAUGUUCUAAUAUGUACAUUUUUCUCAAUAUAAUGAUUAUUUAUUG